Messenger RNA from Ricinus communis (castor bean), 1439 nucleotides. Its product is annotated as GATA transcription factor 9-like. Gene Ontology annotation, biological process: regulation of DNA-templated transcription. Lineage: Eukaryota; Viridiplantae; Streptophyta; Magnoliopsida; Malpighiales; Euphorbiaceae. The coding region runs from base 267 to 1244 and encodes 325 amino acids. The record is from RefSeq and is a predicted model, not a curated record. The transcript has 2 exons. Gene Ontology annotation, molecular function: zinc ion binding; sequence-specific DNA binding.
CAUUUUAAGGGGAGAGAGAGAGAGAGGAUAGGGAUGUGAGCUAUUGUUUUGGUGAAUGAGUAACUUUGGUUGUUUCUUUAGCUUUAUCUGCCGACAGAAAACCCGGCCAUUAAGGCCUAUAGUUUUACACACCUUAUUGCUUUCUUCUUCUUUUCCUUCACUUUCCCCUUUGCUUUGCCUUUUUUUCUUUUCUUCUUUCUUUCCGUUCUUCUUUCACAAUUUUCCCUUACUGGCUUCUUAAGUUUUCUUUGGUUUCCAUUUUCGUUAUGGAUUUUUGCCGUAAUGUGUCAGUCUCCAGUGAGUAUCACCCACAAGAGCAAGUCCUUCAAUCCCCUUCUCUUUGCUCUAAGUUUGGUGCUGCUAUAACACCUGCUAGCCCUCUUGAUGACCUUUUUUCUGCUCAGAAUACGGAAGUUGAUUUUAGCUUAGAAUGGCUCUCAGUGUUUGUAGAAGACUGUUUAUCUAGCACAGGGAACUGCCUUCCAGCACCUGCAGUAAGUGGCAGUGUUCAGAACACCAACUCAGCACACAAACUCACAAACACUUUGCAACAGAAACCCCAAGAAACUCCAUCUUCCUUGGAAAAAUUUGCUAUUCCAGGCAAAGCAAGAAGCAAGAGAAAAAGAGCAACAAGUGUCAAGACGAGAAACAACCCAUUGUUCAGUUGGUCCUAUAGUCAUCACCAAGCCCUCCAUUUUCCUAGUUCAGACCCUCCCUUGCUCCACCAAGCAUAUUGGUUAGCUGACAGUGAACUCAUUGUGCCUAAAAAAGAAGGCACUGCAAUUACCACCACCAACAACAGCAACAAAGACAAGGCAAGAUAUAAAGAAGAAGUACAUAAUGAAGAAACAACGAAAGACCAAGAAGAGGAAGUUGAUGUUGAUGUUGACGAGGAUCAAGAAAAGGUAUCAAUAGUACUGAGCAGUAGUAAUAAUAGUAGCAAGAAGAGUUUUGGGAUAUUGGAAAGUAGUAGCAGUGGACAGCAGCAGCAGCCAAGAAGGUGCACCCAUUGCUUAUCACAAAGGACCCCACAAUGGAGGGCAGGACCAUUGGGUCCAAAGACACUGUGCAAUGCAUGUGGAGUAAGGUACAAGUCAGGCAGGUUGUUGCCAGAGUAUAGACCGGCCAAGAGUCCUACUUUUGUGAGCUACCUGCAUUCCAAUUCUCACAAGAAAGUCCUGGAAAUGAGAAUGGCUAGCUCUAGCUCUUCUUCUGCUGCCGCUACUACUGUAUUCAAUUCCUAGUGAUCAACACUUGUUUCAGCUGAAGUGUCUUCCAUUCUCCAAUGUAUAUCUCCAAAAUGAAAAAAAAAAAAAAAAGAAGAGAGAAGUUUAGCUUAGUCUUGCGAUAGAAAUUAAAAAAAUCGGAGAAACUCUAGACUAGCCACCUUAUUUGCUUAAUUAUUUAGAAUAUUAUUAAUGGGAGUUAAUUUCCUUGCA